Molecule: messenger RNA, 696 nt
Organism: Hemibagrus wyckioides
Lineage: Eukaryota; Metazoa; Chordata; Actinopteri; Siluriformes; Bagridae
Exons: 1
Coding region: 1-696 (231 amino acids)
Source: RefSeq, a predicted model, not a curated record
AUGCCUUACGGACCAGCUGUCUUUCAGGCCUUCAUUAAUGAAAUAUUCAAGGACGUUAUCGAUAAGUACGUGAUUGCUUAUAUCGAUGAUAUUUUGAUAUACUCCAAAUCCCAUGAGGACCAAGUACACCAUGUGCGCACCGUGCUAACCCGCCUACGCCAACACCAACUCUAUGUCAAAUCAGAAAAAUGUGAGUUCCAUCAGGAGACAAUCAUGUUCCUGGGUUAUGUUAUAUCUCAUCGGGGUGUAGAGAUGGACAACAGCAAAGUGCAAGCUGUCACAGAAUGGCCUGAACCUACAUCAAUAAAGGAACUACAAUGUUUUCUGGGGUUUGCUAAUUUCUACAGGCGCUUUAUAAGGAAUUACAGCAUCAUCGCCAACCCAUUCACAUCACUGCUGCGGGGAAAGCCCAAGAAAUUGCAAUGGACUGAGCAGGCCAGGUCUGCAUUCAAGCACUUGAAGCAGAGUUUCACUACAGCCCCUGUCCUCUGUCAUCCGGACCCCGACCACCCAUUCGUAGUAGAGGUAGACGCCUCCAAUUGUGGAAUAGGGGCCGUUCUCUCUCAGCGCCACGAGGUACCCGGAAAAUUACACCCAUGUGCAUUCUUCUCCCGCAAACUCACUACGGCGGAAAUCAACUAUGAUGUGGGCAACAGGGAGCUCCUAUCUAUAAAGGCAGCAUUGGAGGAAUGGUAA